Nylanderia fulva is the source of this 1339-nucleotide messenger RNA. RefSeq lists its product as uncharacterized. The record is from RefSeq and is a predicted model, not a curated record. Gene Ontology annotation, molecular function: DNA-binding transcription factor activity, RNA polymerase II-specific; RNA polymerase II cis-regulatory region sequence-specific DNA binding. Lineage: Eukaryota; Metazoa; Arthropoda; Insecta; Hymenoptera; Formicidae. Gene Ontology annotation, cellular component: nucleus. Gene Ontology annotation, biological process: central nervous system development; neuron differentiation; brain development.
UAAUCCCUCGAACAGAUCAGGAGGUACCAGCCUGAUGCGUUUAUUCAUCGAUAGUAUUAUACCGUUUCUAUAUCUGAUUUUUAAUUGAAAUGCAGUGUAUUAUUUAUUUAAAAAUGCUACAGUGAUAUAUUAAAUCGCGCGAUCAAAUUUUAGUGAAGUUUUGAGGUUUAUUGAUUGAUAUAUUUGGAGAGAGAGAGAGAGAGAGUGUUGAUUAAGUGGUGUAAUAAAUUGAAUCUUCUUGUUCUAACGUUUUUAAUGAGUGAAAAAUCAAAGAUUGACAAGAAACUUUGGAAAUAUAAUCCUUGAAGAACUAGUAGCAAUUAAAGAAAAUUAAUUUCAAUGUAUACGAGGAUAUCAACGAUUUUUUUCAUAAAUGUUACUAGCCAGAUAUUCUGAAUAUUGUUUGAACAAAACGACUUCAAGAUGUCCGAUAAACAGCUCGAAAAAUCUGGAUCGUCGAAGAAAGCAAGUGACUCCGCGGAAAAUUCGAGAAUAUGUUCUUUCAGUAUUGAGAGAUUAUUAGCUCCAAACAAGAAACAUGAAGAAGAGAAUAAGAUUGGACAGCAAACCGAUUUGUCAUUACUUUGUCAAGAAAGUAAUGACUCCGAGACGAGAAUGCUUGUUGCACCCGAUUCAUCCAUGUCAAUGGCAGAGGAAAUUGAGCUUGACGAUACCGACAUUGUAUACUCAACCUCUCCCGAGCCAGAGAUGUAUUAUGAAGCGUGCACCAGCAGUAGCGGUGGUGCAAAUUCAACUACAAGCGCGGACAGAGAUGUUCAAGAAAAGACCGCCGGCGCUAUUAGUGACGACGAAAGGAAGAAAAGGCCACGCACAGCGUUCACUGCUGCGCAAAUUAAAUCUCUGGAGACGGAAUUCGAAAGGAACAAAUACUUGAGCGUGGCGAAGCGGCUGCAGCUGAGCAAAAACUUGAAGCUCACGGAAACGCAAAUAAAGAUAUGGUUCCAAAAUAGACGAACCAAAUGGAAAAGAAAGUACACUAAUGAUGUCGAAUUAUUGGCACAGCAAUAUUACUCGAGUCUAGGAAUUCCAGCUCCACGACCUAUUUUUGUUGGUGAUCGCUUAUGGUUUUUUAAUUACCCGGGACAACCACAACCAGGAGUGUCAUUGAUCCCCCAACAUUUAACACCGUUGCCUUUGCCUCCUGCAUUACCAGUUAUUCAACCAUUGCCCAGUAAUUUGUCGACGAGACAACAAACAUCUAUUUACCAAAAUGUACCGAUUAAUCAUCUCGCGCACCAUCUUACUCAAAAAUUGGACUUCAGGCAUCAAGAUGCUUAGUUUCAGAUAAAAUGCAAAUAAAUAGCAGCGCUGUGCAAGA